AUGAGAAAUUUGGUCAAAACGCUUGUAGGUAUGAAUCAGACAUUGCCAAUUAUCCGAAGGAUUUCAAACUCAUUUAAAGGUAGAAUUCCCGUGAAAGACUUGGUGGUACACACAGAGAGCGAUGAACAUUUUUUAUAUUCAUUUUUAACCGUCACUUUAUUAUUCUUUAGAUCGGGAGAAUUAGUUAUUGAAUCACAACGAACCAGAUCAUUGGCAUUAAAUAUGGCCGACUGCAUCGAUAAACUACGAAGUGCUAUAUUUAGGUGCGAAUCUGAUAUAAAUGAAGGAAAAUAUAAGAAAGAUCUUGAAUUACCAAAUAUUCGAUUGGAUGCUGCUCGAAAAGCACGGCAAAAACUGUAUGAAUUUGAUAAUUCCCAAUCCUACUAG
This is a messenger RNA of Dracunculus medinensis (Guinea worm), 387 nucleotides long. The record is from the annotation of a GenBank genome assembly. Lineage: Eukaryota; Metazoa; Nematoda; Chromadorea; Rhabditida; Dracunculidae.